Molecule: messenger RNA, 1095 nt
Organism: Ilex paraguariensis (yerba mate)
Lineage: Eukaryota; Viridiplantae; Streptophyta; Magnoliopsida; Aquifoliales; Aquifoliaceae
Source: the annotation of a GenBank genome assembly
AUGGCUUCUUCCAAAGUUUUCUCCAGUCUCAUAACAAUGGCUUUUCUCUCUUUCACUUCCUCUCUUGCUUUCCCAGGUUAUAAUUUUGGCUGGGGAGGUACUGGUCACUUUGGGGGAGGCUACUCUGGUCUGUAUCCGAAGUUCUACCAAUUCUCAUGCCCUCAAACUGAUGACAUUGUCAUGUCUGUCUUGGAGAGAGCCAUUGCAAAAGAGCCUAGGAUGGCUGCCUCUUUGCUUAGGCUUCAUUUCCAUGACUGUUUUGUUCAGGGGUGCGAUGCAUCAAUAUUAUUGGAUGAUAGCACGACAAUAGCCAGUGAAAAGAAGGCAGGACCAAACAGGAAUUCCAUUAGAGGAUUUGAAGUUAUUGAUGAGAUCAAAGCAAAGCUGGAAGAAGCAUGUCCUCAGACAGUCUCUUGUGCAGACAUUCUCGCCCUCGCUGCCAGGGGUUCCACUGUACUGCUAACAAAGACUAGUUGGUCUGGUGACCAGAGUGGUGGACCAAAUUGGGAACUGCCAUUGGGAAGAAGGGACUCAAAGACAGCAAGUCUCAACGGCGCCAACAGCAACAUUCCAGCACCAAACUCCACCAUCCAAAACCUCAUAACACUCUUCAAUCGCCAAGGCCUUAAUCAAGUAGACCUUGUUGCACUUUCUGGUGAGUUUAUUGGACAAGUUUGUGUAGGUGGUCAUACCAUAGGGGUAGCAAGAUGUGUGACAUUCAAGCAGAGAUUGUACAAUCAAAAUGGAAACAACCAACCAGAUGCAACUUUGGACAGAACUUAUUCCAAUGGUCUUAGAACAGUUUGCCCGAAAACUGGUGGCGAUAACAACAUCUCCCCCUUGGACUUUGCCUCCCCUGUCAGAUUUGAUAACACAUACUUCAAGCUCAUUUUGUGGGGAAAAGGACUUCUCAACUCAGAUGAAGUUCUUAUGACUGGAAAUGUUGCCCAAACUGUUGAGUUGGUGAAGACGUAUGCAACAGAUGAGGGUCUCUUCUUCAGCCAGUUUGCAAAGUCUAUGGUUAACAUGGGAAACAUUAGUCCUCUGACUGGUUUUAAUGGUGAAAUUAGGAAGAACUGUCGUCGAAAUAACUGA